AUGUUAAGUGAUGGGAAGCAACACUGUUCCAUUAUUGCUCGUUCUUUCCCCUUACGUCAAGAAGAAUUGUCGGGGCUUGGUAGCGUGGGAAUUACACUCAAUAUGAAUGGGCUUGAGCCAAUGACGAACUCGACAGAGGAUACAGAGGCUAGUGAAAGAGCACGACAGUUUCAGCUGGGUCUCUACGCACACCCUAUCUACACUCAGAGUGGUGAUUACCCGGCAGUGGUGCGACAGCAAGUGGAUGGCAACAGUGAGGCUGAAGGACGACCCCGGUCAAGGCUGCCAACAAUCACACAGGAAGAGGUAGAGUACAUCAGGGCCGUUGUUUCCGCACAGACAGCCACUAAUCGAUUCCCCGAUGACUUCAUGUUUGGAGCUGCAACAUCCGCAUAUCAGAUCGAAGGAGCCUGGAAUGAAGAUGGCAAGGGAGAGAGCAUCCAGGACAACUUCUUCCACAACCAUCCGCUAUUCAUUCUAGAACAGAACGGGGACGUUGCCUGCGAUUCUUACCAUAAGUACAAGGAAGAUGUUCAGAUGCUGAAGGCGCUCAACGCGGACGUGUAUCGAUUUUCCAUAGCCUGGCCACGAGUGUUGCCUAACGGGGACCUCGACGUCAUCAACCAGGCUGGUAUCGACUACUACAACAACCUUAUCAACGAACUGCUCGCCAACGGAAUUCAGCCUCUGGUAACAAUGUACCACUGGGACCUCCCCCAAGCACUGCAGUACAUCGGAGGCUGGUCCAAUGAGUUGCUGGCCGACUACUUCGUUGAAUACGCCAGGAUACUCUUCGAGAACUUCGGAGAUAGGGUGAAAUGGUGGAUCACAUUCAACGAGCCCCAUCAGUUCGUGGAAGGCUACGCGGUGCCGUGGGGUGCACCAGGUCAGCGUGCUCCGGGAAUCGGCGACUACCUGGCCACACACACCGUCAUCAAAGCUCACGCCCGGGUCUGGCACCUCUACGAUGAGCAGUACAGAGCCACACAGAACGGUAGCGUGGGAAUUACGCUUAAGAUGGAUUGGCCUGAACCAGAGACUAACUCGACAGAGGAUGCAGAGGCAGCUGAAAGAGCACGACAGUUUGUGAUGGGUAUGUUUGGUCAUCCUAUUUACAGUAAGGAUGGGGAUUACCCAGCUGUUGUUCGACAGCAAGUGGAUGCCAACAGCAAGGCUGAGGGACGGCCCCGAUCAAGGCUACCAACCUUCACACAGGAAGAGAUCGAGUACAUUAGGGGUGAGUAA
Schistocerca piceifrons (Central American locust) is the source of this 1245-nucleotide messenger RNA. RefSeq names its product myrosinase 1-like. The coding region runs from base 1 to 1245 and encodes 414 amino acids. Gene Ontology annotation, molecular function: beta-glucosidase activity. The record is from RefSeq and is a predicted model, not a curated record. Gene Ontology annotation, biological process: carbohydrate metabolic process. The transcript is spliced from 10 exons. NCBI's taxonomy places the organism in Eukaryota, Metazoa, Arthropoda, Insecta, Orthoptera, Acrididae.